AUGAGCGGCGCCGCGCAGACGUUACUGCGCCUGUUGCUAGCGGCGACGGCAGCAGCCGCGCCCUCUACCGCCGCGACGUCCUGCAUCGACGCCGAGAAGGCGUGCGAGACCAGCAUGCAAUGCGGCAACGCCAAAUUCAACAUGGAGCUCGGUUGCAACGAGCUCAUCUACCCUGCGGCCGGCGCUCCGAAUGUCGGCUGCUCUAUGCGAUGCCAGCGCGCCCUGGUGUCGCUCGCGUCGACGCCCGAAGGAUACGAGUGGUUGGAAAACUGCGACUGCGGGUUGAAUCACGGGUGCCGACGCACGCAGGAGGUGUACGCGCGCGUCUGCGCCAGCACUUUCCCGCGCAACGCGACGGGCCGUCAGCCGAUCGGCUGUUUGAAGGCCGAGUGGAUCUGCAAGAGCAACGAGCUGUGUCGGCAUGCGCUGCGAUAUCAUAUCGACCACUGCAGAGACAUGAUCGCCGGACGACAGUGCGCGCCGACGUGCAACGAGAGCAUCGCCAUCUUGUUUCGUCAGAGCAAGGCCGCCUACCUGCAGACCUGCGUCUGUGACGGAGAACGACCGCAGCCGUGCGAGCGCUGGCGUCGCAACGUCGACCGUCUGUGUCUGCUGAUCAGCGCCUCCUACCGGGCGACCGCCGCCGACGUCGUCGUCGUCGUCGCGGCACUCGUGUUAGUUGUCGUCGCGCAGCAGCAGCGGUGGAUGUCCUCCUAG
Molecule: messenger RNA, 717 nt
Organism: Priapulus caudatus
Lineage: Eukaryota; Metazoa; Priapulida; Priapulimorpha; Priapulimorphida; Priapulidae
Product: growth arrest-specific protein 1-like
Exons: 1
Coding region: 1-717 (238 amino acids)
Biological process (GO): regulation of cell cycle
Source: RefSeq, a predicted model, not a curated record